This is a messenger RNA of Parus major (Great Tit), 8496 nucleotides long. RefSeq names its product HECT, C2 and WW domain containing E3 ubiquitin protein ligase 2 (gene HECW2). Bases 149 to 5884 code for a protein of 1911 amino acids. The record is from RefSeq and is a predicted model, not a curated record. Gene Ontology annotation, biological process: protein phosphorylation; intracellular signal transduction; positive regulation of apoptotic process. Gene Ontology annotation, cellular component: nucleus. Lineage: Eukaryota; Metazoa; Chordata; Aves; Passeriformes; Paridae. Gene Ontology annotation, molecular function: ubiquitin-protein transferase activity; protein binding; protein serine/threonine kinase activity. The transcript has 35 exons.
AAGAAGAAAUGAUGGACUUAGCUAUGGCUCUCAUGUAUGUUACAGCCUUAGAGUUCAGGAUGCUUAUAGGAAAUGACAUCUUCACCUUGAGAAUUUGAAAUCUCUGAACAACAACUUUUUUACGUGAAUUGGCAGAAGUGGAGAAGAGAUGGCCAGCUCAGCUCGAGAACACCUGCUCUUCGUGCGCCGUCGCAACCCGCAGCUCCGGUACACCUUAAGCCCUGAGAACCUGCAGAGCCUGGCCUCUCAGGGCACCAUGCCUGAGAACAUGAACUUGCAGCGUGCCAACAGUGACACUGAUUUAGUCACCUCAGAUAGCAGGUCUAGUUUGACAGCCAGCAUGUACGAAUACACCUUGGGACAGUCUCAGAACCUCAUCAUUUUCUGGGAUAUUAAGGAAGAAGUAGAUCCAACUGACUGGAUAGGACUUUAUCACAUAGAUGAGAACUCUCCAGCCAAUUUCUGGGAUUCCAAGAAUCGGGGAGUGACUGGCACGCAAAAAGGACAAAUUGUGUGGCGAAUUGAACCUGGCCCCUACUUUAUGGAAUCUGAAAUAAAGAUCUGUUUUAAAUACUACCAUGGUGUUAGUGGAGCCCUGCGAGCUACUACUCCAUGUAUCACUGUGAAAAACCCUGCUGUGAUGAUGGGAGUAGAAGGCACAGAUGAAGGUGCUUCUGGAGCUCAGCACUCUAGGAAGUUGGUCAGCUUUACCCUAUCAGAUAUUAGAGCAGCUGGACUUAAAAAAGGCAUGUUCUUCAAUCCUGAUCCUUAUCUAAAGAUGUCCAUUCAGCCAGGGAAGAAAAGUACAUUUCCUACGUUUGCUCACCAUGGCCAGGAAAGAAGGUCGACUAUCAUCAGUAACACAACUAAUCCUGUUUGGCACAGAGAGAAAUAUUCUUUUGUUGCACUUCUAACAGAUGUCCUGGAAAUUGAGGUUAAAGACAAAUUUGCCAAGAGUCGUCCAAUCAUCAAGCGCUUCCUCGGGAAGUUAACCAUACCUGUUCAGAGACUGUUGGAGAGACAUGCAAUUGGAGACCAGGUUCUCAGCUAUAAUCUUGGCAGAAGGCUUCCAGCUGAUCAUGUUAGUGGGUAUCUCCAAUUCAAAGUGGAAAUUACAUCUUCUGUUCACGAAGAUGCCUCACCAGAAACAGUUGGCACUUUGCUAGGAACCAACUCUGUAAAUGGAGACUUGGGGAGCCCCUCUGAUGAUGAGGACAUGCCAGCAGGACAUCACGAUACAUCCACGGUGUGUUCCAAUGGCCCAGUCUUUGAGGAAUCUUCUGGAGACACAAUCCUGAGACACUCUUUAAGGACUAGUAGGACUCUGGAGACAGACCAGGAUGAGCUGACCUCUGGUGCUUCAAGAUCAUCCCCUCCCAGAGGUCGCCAGGACUCCCUAAAUGACUAUCUCGAUGCAAUAGAACACAACAACCAUCCCAGACCAGGGACAUCUGCCUGUGGUGACCGUCCACGAGGAGCCUCCCCAAAACUGAGGAGUAGCUUCCCUACUGACACAAGACUUAAUGCUAUGCUUCACAUUGACUCGGAUGAAGAGGAGCACGAGCUGCAUCAAGACCUGGGUUUUCCAUCUUCUUUGGAAGAUGAUGGUGGUUUAGUAAUGCUCAAUGGUGCUACCAGAAAUGUCGAAAGAAAUGAAGUAAGUUCCUCCUCAGAUCAGGUAAUUCCAGGACCUGCAGAGGGUGAAAGGGUUUCAUCCUCUGAUGCUCCUUUGCCAUCAACUGAUGACCAGCAAGAUUCUCUCCCGGAGCUUCCCCCUCCAGAGGAAGGAGGCGAAAGCCUGCAGGGUUCUCAGGCUGAAGCCCCAGCAGAGCAGGCUGGCAGCGAGUCCUCUGUCCCUCCAGAGGCGGAGCAGCCUCCUGGCAGCGCAGACACGGGAGCUGCUGAAGCUGCAGGUGGGAGCAGACGGGGCGUCAGCGAGACGGAGUCCACUGACCAAGGCUCGGAGCCUUCGCAGCUGUCGUCAGAGACGGAGCAGAGCGACCCGGCUCGCACCGAGAGCGUCAGCGAGGCCAGCACCCGGCCCGAGGGGGAGAGCGACGCUGAGGGGGCCGACAGCUCCUGCAACGAGAGCGCGACGGUGCGGCGCUCCUCCGUGGAAGUGCGCUGCUCCUCCUGCGAGAGCGCCAGGUUUCCCGAGACUCCAGCCUUUUCUUCCCAGGAGGAAGAGGAGGGAGCCUGUGCCCCCGAGGCAGCGGCGGCGGAGCCGGAUACUGAAGCCCAGGACUCUGCGAGUGCUGCUGGUUCUCUGCCGGCCGUGCAGUUACCUCAGGAGGAGGCACAGGAGGCUGAGGCAGGUGAGCUGCAAGACCAAGAGGAAGCAGAAGAAAUAUGGCAAAGAAGAAGAAGCCUGCAGGCAGCAGCUGCCCAGAGCCAGUCUCAGGAUGAAGAAAUUGAAGGAGCACAGGCAGCUUGUGAGGGUGCCACAGCGCAGCUUGAAGGAGCUACUGGAGGUUCUCCUGCCAAUGGCCAUCAGCCCUUGAGGUCCCUGCCUUCAGUGCGUCAGGACGUUAGCCGGUACCAGAGAGUGGAUGAGGCUCUGCCACCAAACUGGGAGGCUCGAAUUGACAGCCAUGGACGGAUUUUUUACGUGGACCACGUGAACAGGACAACAACCUGGCAGCGACCCACAGCUCCCCCAGCCCCACAGAUUCUCCAGAGGUCAAAUUCCAUCCAGCAGAUGGAACAGCUGAAUCGCCGGUACCAGAGCAUCCGAAGAACAAUGACAAAUGACAGGCCUGAAGAGCACACAAAUGCCAUGGAUGGAGCUGCAGAGGAAGCUGAAUUUCAUCAUUCUAAUUCAGAUUUUCGAAGAGAGAAUGUGCUGCCUCACUCUACCUCCAGAUCCAGACUUACUUUAUUGCUCCAGUCUCCCCCUGUGAAAUUCCUUAUCAGCCCAGAGUUCUUUACAGUGCUGCAUUCUAACCCUAGUGCCUACCGCAUGUUUACAAAUAACACGUGUCUGAAGCACAUGAUCACCAAAGUCCGGCGGGACACCCACCACUUUGAGCGCUACCAGCACAACCGGGAUCUGGUGGGCUUCCUCAACAUGUUUGCCAACAAACAGCUGGAGCUGCCGAGGGGUUGGGAGAUGAAACACGACCAUCAGGGCAAGGCUUUCUUUGUCGACCACAACUCACGCACCACGACGUUCAUCGACCCACGGCUGCCCCUGCAGAGCAGCAGGCCCACCAGUGCUCUGGUCCAUCGGCAGCACCUGACUCGGCAGCGCAGCCACAGUGCUGGGGAGGUCGGAGAGGACUCCCGUCAUUCAGGACCCCCAGUUUUGCCAAGACCAUCCAGCACCUUUAACACAGUCAGCAGAGCUCAGUACCAGGAUGUGGUUCCAGUGGCUUACAAUGACAAGAUAGUUGCAUUUUUGCGGCAGCCCAAUAUCUUUGAAAUUCUACAAGAGCGUCAACCAGAUCUUACCAGGAAUCAUUCACUCAGGGAGAAGAUCCAGUUCAUCCGGACAGAGGGAACACCUGGGCUGGUGCGUUUAUCCAGUGAUGCAGACCUUGUCAUGUUACUCAGCUUGUUUGAGGAGGAAAUAAUGUCGUAUGUGCCGCCACAUGCCUUACUUCAUCCUAGUUAUUGCCAGUCCCCGAGAGGCUCGCCGGUGUCUUCGCCUCAGAACUCUCCAGGUACUCAACGUGCCAAUGCCCGAGCUCCAGCUCCGUACAAAAGAGAUUUUGAAGCCAAACUGAGGAACUUCUACAGGAAGUUGGAGACUAAAGGAUACGGACAAGGCCCAGGGAAAUUGAAAUUAAUCAUCAGGAGAGAUCACUUGCUAGAAGAUGCCUUUAACCAGAUCAUGGGCUACUCAAGAAAAGACCUGCAGAGAAAUAAACUCUAUGUCACGUUUGUUGGGGAAGAAGGGUUGGACUACAGUGGACCAUCAAGAGAGUUUUUUUUCCUGGUGUCCAGGGAGCUCUUCAAUCCAUAUUAUGGUUUGUUUGAAUAUUCAGCCAACGAUACCUACACAGUACAAAUAAGUCCCAUGUCUGCUUUCGUAGACAAUCACCAUGAGUGGUUCAGGUUUAGUGGUCGAAUUCUUGGUCUUGCUCUGAUACAUCAGUAUUUGCUGGAUGCCUUUUUUACAAGACCUUUUUAUAAAGCCCUUCUUCGAAUACUCUGUGACCUGAGUGACCUGGAAUAUCUGGAUGAAGAGUUUCACCAGAGCUUGCAGUGGAUGAAAGACAAUGAUAUACAUGAUAUCCUAGAUCUCACAUUUACUGUAAAUGAAGAAGUUUUUGGGCAGAUCACAGAACGCGAACUAAAACCAGGAGGUGCCAAUAUCCCAGUCACUGAAAAGAACAAGAAAGAAUACAUAGAGAGAAUGGUGAAAUGGAGAAUUGAGAGAGGAGUUGUACAACAAACAGAAAGUUUAGUUCGUGGUUUCUAUGAGGUGGUUGAUGCAAGACUGGUGUCUGUAUUUGAUGCCAGAGAACUGGAACUGGUUAUAGCUGGAACAGCAGAAAUUGACUUGAGUGAUUGGAGAAAUAAUACAGAGUACAGAGGAGGUUAUCAUGACAAUCACAUUGUAAUUCGGUGGUUUUGGGCUGCUGUGGAAAGGUUCAACAAUGAACAACGACUAAGACUUUUACAGUUUGUCACAGGCACCUCCAGCAUUCCCUACGAAGGCUUUGCCUCUCUCCGGGGGAGCAACGGGCCCAGGCGCUUCUGCGUGGAGAAGUGGGGGAAGAUCACUGCUCUUCCAAGGUGGCUUGUAGAAGAGCUCCUGACAAUGUCGAGGAGAAAGCUGGAGAAUAAAAGCCUUUCUGGCUUGUUGGCCACAUCUCUGCACACACCAUUCAAGACAGAAAACUUCCACAAUUUUUAUAUGCUUGAAUCAAAAGAGCUAGGAAGAGGAAGAUGUGCUGUGGUGAGAAAAUGUGUAGCUAAAUCCACAGGCCAAGAGUAUGCAGCUAAAUUCUUAAAGAAAAGAAGACGAGGUCAAGACUGCAAAGCAGAGAUUCUGCAUGAAAUUGCUGUCCUUGAGUUAAUGAAAUCCAAUCCUCGCAUAGUUAAUCUCCAUGAAGUCUAUGAAACAGCAAAUGAGAUCAUCUUAGUGUUGGAAUAUGCUGCUGGAGGAGAAAUAUUUGACUUGUGUGUCCCAGAUCUGGAUGACAGAAUUGGUGAAAGGGAUAUUGUAAGGCUUAUCAGGCAAAUACUUGAAGGACUUUGCUGCUUGCAUGAAAACAAUAUUGUUCAUCUUGAUUUGAAGCCUCAAAAUAUUUUGCUGAGCAGUCUCAAUCCUCUUGGUGAUGUAAAAAUUGUAGAUUUUGGGAUGUCCCGGAAACUUGAGAAUUCCAAUGAACUGCGGCAGAUCAUGGGAACAACAGAGUAUCUCGCUCCAGAAAUCCUGAACUAUGAUCCCAUUACCACAGCUACAGACAUGUGGAACAUCGGUGUCAUCUCAUACAUGCUGCUGACACAAGAAUCUCCAUUUGUGGGAGCUGAUGUUCAAGAAACUUACCUUAAUAUAUCUCAAGUUAACGUGGAUUAUUCAGAAGAAACAUUUUCAUCAGUUUCACAGCCUGCAAAAGACUUCAUUCAAAAACUUCUCAUAAAAAAUCCAGAGGACAGGCCCACUGCAGCGGACUGUCUCUCCCAUUCGUGGUUGCAGCAAGGGGAGCUCACGCUCCUGUGCAGCCCUGAAGAAACUUGCUGCUCCUCUCAGCUGCCAGGACACACCACAAAGUGCUCAGAAGAGCGGAGUGUAAAAUCCUGCUGCAGUGGUAGCUGCAGCGACAAGGAGGACAAGGAGAACAUUCCAGAGGACAGCAGUACGCUCUCCAAACGCUUCCGCUUCGAUGAUUCUUUGCAGUAUCCCCAAGACUUCGUGACAGACUUUGUGUGUUAAUGUGUGAUACAGACUUUUCAUGAAAUGCAUUCAGCAUAGUCUGUUCCAGUGGUGAAAGAAAGGUUCUGGCUUGCCAAUUCAUGCAGCAUUGGCAAACUGGAAAUGCACUUUGAUUCUUUUAUACUGGUGCCUCCUUUUCUAUCCAUUGCUGGCAGUGGAUUUAACUCCUGAGGAAUUGGAGUUGUGCCAAUAAAAUGAAUUAUUUUUUUUAAGAAGAUAUAAUUAAAUAUUUUUGCACUUUUCAAGUUCUAGUCAAAAGAUGAUGCUAGAGCAAACAAACUGAAACCUGCAAGUGAGUUAAAUGUAGUCUUUGCCAAACAGUGGUUGAACACAUGCAUGCUUUUAGGACUACCCUUAGUAAGAAAUUGGGAAGGGAAGAAGGGAGGCUGAAUCUUGCUGGUUUAUUGGAGUUGCUUGCUACCAUUCUCACCACUUUAAAUAGAGGCUAAAUUUGGUAUGAUUUGGAACUAUGGUACAUCUGUUGGGGCAUUUGGAAACCUGUUUUCCCUCUAGCAUCACUAGUAGUUCUGCCUUAUAGAUCUGGUCUACUUGGGCAUUAUUGUGCAUAUUCUAUGUGGUUAUGCUGUGUUGCAUCCCUGCAACACUUGGUAGAGAAAACAGGUAUAUUGUCAGUGCUUGUGGGUCUUGGCUUCUUACCAUAGAUUACGUUUGAAGAUGAGGUUCCUAUGCUGAUGUGAAUAUUUGAACUUGGUGGUUUGUUUUUAUCAAACUUUUGAAAUAGUAUAAUCUAUCUGUACUGAUUUUUCCUUAUGUUAAAAAAAAAAACAAACCAAAACAAUCCCCCCUCAAAAACCCCACACAAACAAGCCCCAAAACACAAAGCCUCUAGCUAAAAGCAGUGAAAACUGAGUAAACUGAAAAUAACCAUUUUUGCCAGUGAAACUGCAAUGAACAACUUUUCUCUGUGCCCCUCUAAUGUAGAAGUGCAUCUUGCUGUCAAUUAGUGUUGCCCAUAAUUACUCAGCUUCAUGCCUGCUCUGAGAAAUGGACUGCAGUGUGUUAGUAUUUAAAGCCAAACUACCUAAUAAUUGUUUUAAGCCUUUAAAAUUGGUUUGGUUAGUGGUAUUUUUUUAAAGUUCUGUGCCUUCCACUUCCACUUGUUUCUGGCUCUAAGGUAAUAAUGCCUGUGUCAAGUUUUGUCUUAGAGCAAAUGCCAGUUGUGCCUUAACAGCCUGAAACUAAUAUUCAUAAAAUAAGCCCCUUAAUCAUAUCAGAUGCUGGGAGCCUUUUGGGCAGUGAAUUUAUUAAAACUCACAUAGAUAUUUUGAAAGCAAAUGCCACUUUGAAAUAUUUUGGGAUUUUCCACUCUUCAAAGCUUAAAUUUAAUUGUCUUUAAAUUGGAUUUGUUUUCUGUAAUAAAAUACCACAAUCUGAUAAUCCUUUUCAAGUGUGCCUGUGGAUUUUUCAGUAGUCAGGCAGAUUGGCAUUUUGGAAUAUGAUUGAGAGGUGAACCUGAUGGGUGGUAAAAGGUUGUGUUUUAUCUUUCUUCACACAAGGAAAGAGCAGGUUUUUCCCAAACAGAUUUCAAUAUAAGGUGUCACCUUAACAUAUGGGGCGAUUCAGGACUGAUAUCUUGGUUUGGGGGAAUGCUCACGUGGACAAGUGGAAAGCAGAGGUGUAAGGCAUGUAAAACUUUUCAGCUUGUGUUUGUCAGUAGGAAAAGUUCUUCAAGCCUUAAUUUCAUGUGAAAUGAAGUAAUGGGUUUGUUCAGCAGAGACAAAGCCCUGAUAGCCGGGUGUGAGGGAACCACACAGUCUCCCCUGUGUAUGAAUUCUCAUGGAGCUUUUUUCAGUGGUACUGAUUGUAUAUAUAAUUACAGAAUUACUUUGCAGGAGGAGGCAGCUGUUGGAUUGUGCUCAGGUACUUUACUCCCUUACUUUCCAAAGUCCUUGGCUUUUCCCAGUUGAGUCUUACUGACCUUUUGAUUUUUUUCCACCAUCAUGGAUUCCAGUUUGAACUGGGUAAGUUAAAACCACAGAUUUUUUGAUAUAUAUGUAGAAGUUAAAGUUUACUUGAGAUAAAGAAGAAAAUGCUAAAAAGCUGUGUAGAUAAAGGUAAAGAAGAAUGUUUAAAAAAAUUGUUAUAAUUUAAAAUUAUUCCUAAAUAUUCCUGAAUGGAAAUUACAAUUAUUUUUUAGCAUCUGGAAAAUAAAGCUGAUAGCUUAUUCCAGCACUUUAUGACAAAGCUGUUAUUCCUUAUGAUUUUUAUCAUGGUAUCUGAUGUUUACAUUUCUUACUACUAUAGAGGUAACUUAUCUUUAAAUAAUUGAAAAAUUGUUUUAUCCAAAGAAUUAAAGUUUUGAAGACUUUAUUUGUAUUUUAUAUGUACUUAAAAUUUACUUUGAAUUAGACUUUGUUUGGAUAAGUGCAUUUGAUUUAUUUUAAAAUAUUGUUAUGCAAAUUAACUCCAAUUGAAUGUAAAUGCAUACAUUGUAGGCAACUGUUAGUCUGUUUUGUGUCGUGCCAUAUUACUGGGACUUUCCAAGUGUGAAUGAAUGCUGAGUAACAUUUUCAGAAGACUGAAGUCAUACUUCUAUGCAGUUCAUGAUCUUUUUAUAUUUAAAAAAAAAUAAAUUUGCCAUUUUUCCAAAA